AGCUAUUGUUUUCCUAUAGUGAUUUGGUUCAUUUUCUACUUUGUUGCAUUUGUUGUAUUAUUAUAUAUGGUUUUUUGUUUUUUCUUUUAAUUUAACACUUAGUUUUUGCGUUGUGUUGUAGUUCUCCAAGGAUCUAUUUUCCAAAAAAACUUAAAUAAGUACAAUAGAAAUGGAUAAAUUACGACGAGUUCUUAACGGAAAUGAUUCCACCCCGGAAGAGGAGAGCAGUAUUAUCACACAGAUUAAUGAGAUGUCAACGCUCAGCUGGUCGACACGCAUCAAAGGCUUUUGCAUUUGCUUUGUACUUGGCAUCUUACUGUCGUUUCUCGGCUCGUUGGCACUCUUUCUACACCGCGGCAUAGUUGUGUUUGCGGUCUUUUAUACGCUCGGUAAUAUAAUAUCAAUGGCGAGUACCUGCUUUCUCAUGGGCCCAGUUAAUCAAAUUAAAAAAAUGUUUUCAUCCACACGCUUAAUAGCCACUUGCAUUGUACUUGUAUCUAUUGUUAUGACCUUUAUAGCUGCUAUUGUGCUCCAUAAAGCCGGCCUCACAUUAAUUUUCAUCAUUAUCCAAUCAUUAGCUAUGACCUGGUAUUCACUUUCCUAUAUACCAUACGCUCGCGAUGCGGUAAAGAAAACAGUAUCUGCUUGUCUUGACGUGUAAGCAACAAUAAUGUGGAAUGCAAUGCUUUGUGCUUCGGCGCAAUCGCAACAAGCGAUUCAUUAUAUUCAGCUAAGUAAUUUCGUUUAGAAGUUUGCUAGUAUUAUAUAGUUUCUUUGUAUUAGCUUCACUAAUUUAUUUAAGAAAAUUGCAAUUAUUGUUCAUUCACAAAAAUUUUAAGAAACUUCAGUUGGGAGGUAUUAACAAUUUAUUUAAACUUUUACAGUUUUAUUGUGUCGAAAUUAGUUCUAUAUGUACGUCGCUGCAAGCUACAGUGUAUGUAUGUUUAUAAUCGCAGCGAUAAUGUAAAUAGGAACAUUGUCCACUAACGCUAAGUGCUAUAUGACAAUAUUAAAUUUGCAAAAAAAGCAAGAAAAGUGUUUGACUAAAAUUCACGAUCAAUAAACAAUAGAAUAUUUACUACGAAACUGUAACUAUAUUUAUGAUAAUCUCUACUACACCUGCUGUUGAGUAAGGAAAGCUUAUACUGUCUAUUCUACACAAAACUGAUAUGUACUUUGCAAGGCGCAUUAAUUAAAGGCGGUGGCACUAGACCAACAACAAUGUUUUGUACGUUUGGUUGUCACGGCAAAGUAUUGGAAAAGUAGAAAACAAAAAAUUAAUUCGCCUUGUUAUAUUCUGUGCCGACACCCACAUGGACACAGCAAAAGAAAAAAAAUAUGAUUUACUAUAAUAACAUCACCUUUAAAAGAUUCGCCUUGGUAUUUUGGAAAAAAAUAAAUGAAAUAUAAAAUUUA
This is a messenger RNA of Anastrepha obliqua, 1416 nucleotides long. RefSeq names its product vesicle transport protein SFT2B. The record is from RefSeq and is a predicted model, not a curated record. The coding region runs from base 170 to 661 and encodes 163 amino acids. NCBI's taxonomy places the organism in Eukaryota, Metazoa, Arthropoda, Insecta, Diptera, Tephritidae. The transcript has 4 exons. Gene Ontology annotation, cellular component: membrane. Gene Ontology annotation, biological process: vesicle-mediated transport.